AUGUUUCCACAUUCACCCUCAAAAACAGUCAUGGCCAUGAUUCAAGGGGGUGAUUUAAAGCCAAAGAGUCCUCCUCCAUCAACGUUAAGAGGUUUAGUUUCUAAUAAUUUUGAAAAUGAAGUUCAGGAGGUCACUGCAAAAUUCAUUCAAUCUUUGCAAGUUAUUCGAAAUGAAACUAUUGAGCAAGCUAAACAGCAAAUUGAAGUGGAGAGACAAGAAUUGGAAAUGGAAAAGAAAGAAUGGGAAAUGGAAAAGGAAAGAUUAUUGAAAAUGAAUCCAAUUCAAGAUGAAAUUGUUUAUUUAGAUGUUGGCGGGAAAUUGUUUACAACAAGUAUUCAAACUUUAAAGAAUUGUUAUCCAAUUCUGGAUUGGAAAGUGAAUUGA
Molecule: messenger RNA, 384 nt
Organism: Naegleria gruberi
Lineage: Eukaryota; Heterolobosea; Eutetramitea; Acrasida; Naegleriidae
Exons: 1
Coding region: 1-384 (127 amino acids)
Source: RefSeq, a predicted model, not a curated record